Exserohilum turcica Et28A is the source of this 979-nucleotide messenger RNA. RefSeq lists its product as uncharacterized. Gene Ontology annotation, cellular component: mitochondrial small ribosomal subunit. The transcript has 2 exons. Gene Ontology annotation, molecular function: structural constituent of ribosome. Lineage: Eukaryota; Fungi; Ascomycota; Dothideomycetes; Pleosporales; Pleosporaceae. Bases 60 to 827 code for a protein of 255 amino acids. The record is from RefSeq and is a predicted model, not a curated record.
CCAGGCUGCCGCUGCAUGUGAUCAUUCCUGCGGGCACACAGUCAUCGACACUGCCCGCCAUGGGCCGCUACGACUUCCGCCCUCUCCGCGUCCGCCAAACGGCAAAGGCCCUCUUCGACUCGAAGCGCAACGCCGACCUGCCGCAAUGGUACAAUGUCAUUGGCGACAUACCGCCGGGCGAGACGCUCGCGAGGCCGGUGCUGCGCAUACCCAAGAUGCGAAAGGCGCGCAAGGCAAGCAAACUAUUCAAGCCGCUCCCCAUUGCAUAUCCCGAAGACAAGCUGCGGUCCGACUUCUUUGGCGACCACCCAUGGGAACUGGCCCGGCCGAGGCUGGUGGUUGAGGACAGCGGAAACGACUCCAAGAACUACGACUGGAGCAAGAUUGUGCAGCCAGGAAAGCAGUUAGACGGCGAGAGCGUCGUCCAGCGCCAGAUGUGGCUGAUGAAGCACGCCUCGCUCUCCAAAGCCUCGGCCUAUGACCUCGCCCGCCGCGAAUUCUACCGUCACCGCCACCUCUCCGAAAUCCGCUCGCGCAUUGCAAAGGAAGAAGCCCAACACGUGGGCGCGUACUUUGGCAAGGGCCCUCUGGAGAUUGGCAUGGAGCUCGAGGACCGACAGUGGGAGAACUGGAAGGCCUGGGCCACCAAGCAGAUUGAGGAUGAAUCGGCCAUGCGCGCCCAGAUGUUCAGUGGACAGCAGGAUGAGGGUGCCAGCGCCGAGAUGAGCAGCAACGAGUAUGACCAGGCAAUCGAAGAGCUGCAGCCUGUUGCGCCCAAUAAUCCACAGGGACAGAGACCCAUGGGCGGGGUUGCGGCGCAUCCCUAAGUCUGUAUGUAUUGAUAGUGUAUGUUUGUGUAGAGUACGGCUACGGUUGAUUCAAGAGCCUGUCAAACGACUUGUGACGACCAUUGAAUUGAACCUUGUGUUCGGGACUGUGAGGUAUAGAAUUGGCAUACUCUGCGCAAUCUCAUGAUUUU